CCGGGCUGCCGCAACGCGCAUGCUCGACGCAGGCGCCAUUUUGGAAGGGCCGGAGACUCAGCAGCGGUGGCGGUGGCGACGGGUGGAGGAGCUGGGCCCGGCUCAGAGGCGGCAGCAGCGGCCUGGGGUUGGGCGGGUCGGUGGACCGCGCUGCGGAGAUGGCCAACAUCGCAGUGCAGAGGAUCAAGAGGGAGUUCAAGGAGGUGCUGAAGAGCGAGGAGACAAGCAAAAAUCAAAUUAAAGUAGAUCUUGUAGAUGAAAAUUUUACAGAACUAAGAGGAGAAAUAGCAGGACCUCCGGACACACCAUAUGAAGGAGGAAGAUACCAACUAGAAAUAAAAAUUCCAGAAACGUAUCCAUUUAAUCCCCCUAAGGUGCGGUUUAUCACCAAAAUAUGGCAUCCUAAUAUUAGCUCAGUCACUGGGGCUAUUUGUUUGGAUAUCCUAAAAGAUCAAUGGGCUGCAGCAAUGACUCUAAGGACAGUGUUGUUAUCACUGCAAGCGCUCUUGGCAGCUGCAGAACCUGAUGAUCCACAAGAUGCAGUCGUGGCAAAUCAGUACAAACAAAAUCCAGAAAUGUUUAAACAGACGGCUCGGCUUUGGGCACAUGUGUAUGCUGGAGCACCAGUUUCUAGUCCAGAAUACACCAAAAAGAUAGAAAACCUUUGUGCUAUGGGCUUUGAUAGGAAUGCAGUAAUAGUGGCCUUGUCAUCAAAAUCAUGGGAUGUAGAGACAGCAACAGAACUACUUCUGAGUAACUGAGCCAUGUGUAGAGAACUGCUUCUGUAGUCCAGCUUGCCCCUUCUUCAGGAGCGUCACCAUCUCUUAUUUUAGGUUUCUAUAUAGAUUCUCUUUUAAAACUGGCAUUCUUGCCUAAUGCUAUCUAGGCACUAUUGGAGACUGAAAAAAACUGCUCUGUAAAUAAAGCUAAUUAAAUGUCUGUGUAAAUUAAAAAGGGGAAAUACUUUAAUUUUUUCUUACUAAAUAUUGUAAAUUCCUUGAGCUUGGCUAAAACAAUGGGGGACGACAUGUCUACUUUAGUGUUAGCAGUGUGACACAAGACUAGCAGGAAUUUGCAUCAGGAUUUUGACUUUUAAGAAUUUAUUCAGAACACAUCUGAUUGUGUCCAUAAUCAUCAGUCAUUGAUGUCACUCAUCCCAGCUACCUUACAGUUUUUUUUAACAUGGAUCCUAUGUGCCUGUGGACUGACCUUAUAUUUGCAUGCUUGUAAUUUACAUAGAACACUUUUUUAAAAGUAGGGUAAACUGAACAGAGCACUGUUUGAAGUACUGUUUGAGUAUUCAUUCUUGUAACUUUUUCCUAAGACUUUCCAAAUGUGCUCAUAGAUCAGAAUGAGAGUCUACUCGGAAAUGUUUUCACCUCUUAAGGAGUAGCAAUCCUCCAUUUCUUCUUUACCUCUUUGCCCCCCUCCUUCAGAUGCACAUGCAACUACAAUAACACACUAGAAACUCUCCAGGAUUUGUGGGUAUGUGCCAUUUAAAGUAGCCUAGUUUUCCGCUUCCAAGUGGUAUAUUUUGAACAACCAGUAAAAGUGUUUCAACCAUUGUAAUUUCUACACAGUUGUAUAAAGGUUUGGUAUAUCUGAACAUAGCACAAGCUAGUGGAGCUGCUCUUUUGUUUCUUAUGCAGAAAUCAAACCUCUUUCAAUAAAUUCUGGUUAGAAUGAA
Molecule: messenger RNA, 1687 nt
Organism: Rhineura floridana
Lineage: Eukaryota; Metazoa; Chordata; Lepidosauria; Squamata; Rhineuridae
Gene: UBE2K
Product: ubiquitin conjugating enzyme E2 K
Exons: 7
Coding region: 159-761 (200 amino acids)
Biological process (GO): proteasome-mediated ubiquitin-dependent protein catabolic process; protein polyubiquitination
Cellular component (GO): nucleus
Molecular function (GO): protein binding; ubiquitin conjugating enzyme activity
Source: RefSeq, a predicted model, not a curated record